Hemibagrus wyckioides is the source of this 1996-nucleotide messenger RNA. It is a transcript of the gene slc3a2b, whose product is annotated as solute carrier family 3 member 2b. Gene Ontology annotation, biological process: carbohydrate metabolic process; amino acid transport. NCBI's taxonomy places the organism in Eukaryota, Metazoa, Chordata, Actinopteri, Siluriformes, Bagridae. The record is from RefSeq and is a predicted model, not a curated record. Bases 178 to 1701 code for a protein of 507 amino acids. The transcript has 9 exons.
AAAACGGCUCCACCUUAAAUAUGGGCGGUAUUUUGGAGCUCCCUCUGUAAGAAGCCUGAAUAAAGCCUGAGCAUCACCAGGCGACACAAACAUACACACACGGGAACGAGUUCAACAACUUUAAGGAACGUUUCUUUUUCAAUAGAUAAACGGUUGUGCUCAAACAAGGCAGCCAAAAUGUCCAACGAUGCCGAGGUCGACAUGAAGGACGUGGAGCUGAACGAGGUGGACCCGGAAAGGCAGCCCAUGACCGCGGGAAACGGUGAUGCCGGCUCAGCUUUGGCUGUGAAAAACGGCAUCGUGAAGGUCAAGAUGCCUGAAGAGCAGGAAUCCAAAUUCACUGGACUGUCUAAAGAGGAGCUGUUGAAAGUAGCUGGAACUCCAGGCUGGGUGCGAGCCAGAUGGGCGCUCCUCAUCCUCUUCUGGCUCGGUUGGCUUGGCAUGCUGGCCGGUGCCAUUGCCAUCAUCGUACAGGCUCCUCGGUGCAAGCCGCUUCCUGAGAUGAACUGGUGGGAUUAUGGGCCCCUGUACCAGAUUGGAGAUGUUGAAGCAUUUGUAGGAUCUUCUGGUCUUGAAGGUUUGGAGGCGAAGGUUCGUUCUUUGGGACAACUGAAGGUGAAGGGUCUGAUUGUUGGUCCUAUUCAUGUGUCCACUACUGAUCAACCUGACAGCCUGAAUUUGACAGAGAUUACCCCUUCUGUUGGCAAUCUGACUGAUCUGGAGGCGGUUAUUAAUACAGCACACAAGAAGGGCAUCUCUGUGGUUUUGGAUCUGACCCCUAACUACAAAGGAUCUGAGCCGUGGUUCUCUAAUACAUUGGUGACAAAUGUGGCAGAAAAAGUCAAGGUUGCCACUGAUUACUGGUUGAGUAAAGGUGUUGACGGUAUCCUGCUAUAUGGUGUUGAUCGUGUUGCCACUGUUGUACCAUCGAUUUGGAAUAGCAUAAGGGAGACUGUCAGUAAUCACACUAAAGAGGAGAAGAAAAAGGUCUUAAUCGGAGUUACCAGCUCGACAUCUCCUGGUGAGGUGAACAAGCUGCUGAAUCUCACUGGUGUGGAUUUGCUCCUUUCUGACGUCCUGAAGCAGAAAUAUGGCUCAGACAUUGGUCCAGUUGUGCAGACACUCUAUUCCCCGAACGGCACCCGACCGGCUUGGAACUUGGGUCACCGUGUCAGGGGACACACAGCUAACAUUCAAGAUUCUGUGAACGUCAAAAUGGCCCAGUUGCUGUUGCUUACCUUGCCUGGUACUCCCGUCUUCAACUACGGUGAUGAAAUUGGACUUAAGGAUGAGGGUACAUUAACUCCGGUGAUGAUCUGGGACAUGUCCGACACAAAUGAGACUAAGAAGGCUGAGGUGGAACGGAUGAAGUCUCUCCGCACAUUCUUCGAGACUGUGAGUGGCCUGAGAGGGAAGGAACGCUCCCUACUGCAUGGAGAUUAUGUGCCUCUAUUCAACGACGCCACUACUCUCGCAUACUUGAGGGCAUGGGACCAGAGCCAACGCUACAUAGCUGCAUUCAACUGGUCUCCUAAUGAUCCAGUCACACUGCAACUGAAACAUGAAAUGCUUCCUGAGAAAGCCACAGUUGUUGUUGACACUAAGCAGGAAAAAGUGGCUUCUGAGCGAUCCAUGAACUUAGCCCAGUUAGUCCUGGAGCCACAACAGGCUGUUUUGCUUAAGUUCCCUUAUGUUGCAUAAAAUGUUGUCCUAAAAAAUUUUAGUCUGAUUAUUGGGUAUUGUUACAUGUAUUUUAUGAAGUAUAGUUACUGUUGUACUAAAAAGGUACAGAAUUGGAAAGUAAAAUAAAAAUGCAUUAAUAAAAUGUGAGUGUGCACACAGUCAAACCCAAUGGUCCUCAUCAAAAACAUUCCGAAUUUUGGUGGUAGUAAUGCAAUUUUCUGGUUGUGAAUGAUGUUACUGUAUUUGAUAUGAUGGUGUUAACGAAGACAUGUGGAAAAAGUAGCAUUUAAAAUAAAACGUGGAACAGAAUUCA